Molecule: messenger RNA, 3015 nt
Organism: Carcharodon carcharias (great white shark)
Lineage: Eukaryota; Metazoa; Chordata; Chondrichthyes; Lamniformes; Lamnidae
Gene: polr1f
Product: RNA polymerase I subunit F
Exons: 5
Coding region: 50-1099 (349 amino acids)
Biological process (GO): DNA-templated transcription initiation
Cellular component (GO): RNA polymerase I complex
Source: RefSeq, a predicted model, not a curated record
ACAGCACCUUGUCGGCUAACUUCAUACAGCUUUACGGCAGCUCUGCAGCAUGGCGAAGUCAGGGGGAGUCGGGGGGAUGGAGUUUCCGUAUCCAGAUCCAGUCUCGGGGAUCAGUCAGCAGCUCUCCUUUCAACAGGCCUGUGCCCUCAUAAAGAGCCCGUACUCGUGCCUGGUGUUGGACACGUGCAGGAGGCACAUCGCCCUCUCCCCCCUGUACCUGAAACGGCAGAGAUCCGGCAUCGAGAGGCAGCUCCGGACUGAACUGCUCAGGUUCUCGGAGAGAUCCCAUCAAUGCUGCUCUUUUGUUCCAGAAGAUGUGUUUGACAAUCCGGCCAAAAUUGGUGAAACUGAUUCUCUUGGUUUGCAGGGUGUCCCAAUUGCUUACAAUAAAGUCAGAUUAAUUGGUGAAUUAGGCGACAUCUAUGACGACCAAGGGUAUAUACAUCUCAACAUUGAAGCAGACUUUGUUAUCUUCAGGCCUAAAACUGGACAGAAGCUGGUGGGUAUUGUGAAUAAAGUUGCUCCAAGUCAUCUUGGUUGCCUGGUACAUGGGUGUUUCAAUGCUUCAAUACCCAAGCCACAUCAAGCAAAUGGAACUUGGCCAGGUUUUGCAGUAAAUGUGGGAGAUAGCCUGAAGUUUAAAGUUCUGCAACUGGAUGCUGAUGUUGCUGGUGUAUUAUGCAUUCGAGGACGGUUGAGUAAAAGUUUGCAGGCAACAUAUGGUGUGGAUUCUGAAGAACCGCUGGAAAAGAAUAGUGAAGAACAAGAUGAUAUCGUAAGAAAGAAGAGAAAGAAAAAGCAGAAAGCUGAAAAAUGUAUUGGAGAAGGGACAGCUGAAGAGGCUGAGAGCUAUGAGAUUUCAGACGAGAGUCAUCAUAAAGAUGGAAUGGGAAAUGCUGAAAUAAUUUUAGACAGUAAGAAAUCCAAAAAGAGAAAGCGGAGUACUGUGGAAUUAAAUGCAGACUCUGAAAUCCAUGGGAGGGAAGACAGUGAUUACCACAGUGACAAAGCAAUUAAAAAAAAGAAAAGAAAAUUGUCUGAGGGUGGUUCAGAACCCACUGAUUAUGCACAAGAACCAAAACUAAAAAAAAUAAAGUGAUUUAAAAAUAUAUACUUAAAAACUGCUUCAUCAGACUACUGCAGGGAUGCCUUAGCACCUCCUUGGAGUGAGAAAAGGAAGACCAUUUCAUUCUGAUAACAGACUCUCUGGAAUGCUGUUCAUUAUUGUACUUGGAUAAAUUAAAACUUUUUAUUACAUUUCCAGCUGCAGAACCAUCUUACUACCGAUGUUACAAGUUAUAGUGGCCUAAUAUGAAGCAUUUAUACCAUGCACCUGCUUACUACUAUCAAUGUUUCAAACACGAAAAACCAAAAUAUGGGAACCAAAGGCUGUUGAGAGCUUAAUUGGAAAACUGAAUAUUGCCUUGCAGAACAUUCCCAAACCCUGCAUUUUUAUUUUGAGAUUCACUCAUUGUAUCAGUCUCUUGCACUAGGUUGGACAUGUGCUGAAACAAGUAUUAACUGUUCUACAAAAAAAUAUUGAAUGUUUUUGCUUUGGUGAUGUUUGCAUUUCAAGGAAAGGGGCAUUUGGCUCCUGCUCCAAGGAUGGGGUCAGAUGUUAAGGAAAUAAACUAGUGAUGUGAUUUUUAUAGUUAUUGGUUUUUGACUGAAGAAAAAUUAUUAAAAAGCAGCUGCAUGUACCUCCUUGUGCUUCUUCAAAUUGCACUAUUUAUAUAUUCUAAAUAUUGCAAAUUUGUGGUUAGCAUUUUACAGCAUUUAAGUAGUUAAUUAUCCAUACUUUACAGUUUCAUCUUUGAAAAUUGUCUCUAAGGUUGCUUCUGUUUUCUAGAAAGUUAUUACCCAGUCGUUCCAUCCAGUCAUUCUGAGCCAACUAUAUAACAUUUCACAAAGCAUUUUAUCAAUGUUUAAAAUAUCUGAAUAUUUUGGAAAACUGGCACAGUGCUUUCCAGGUUAGCACAGUAUUUUGAGUUAACUUGUAAUAGAAAAAUGAAUUACCAGUGUUCCCUGUAAAUGAUGUGCCUACUGGAGACCCCUUUUACACUGGUAUUCUUUCUCUGCCUACUCUUAAAGCUUUAAGAUUUUAGUUAGUAAUUUUUUGUCUGCUCUUACAUUGACAAAAUGCUCUUUACUGAGUUCCUUCCACAAACAAAUUAUCUACAAUGGGACCAUAUCGGAGAAUUACAUACAUUGUGUAUUUUUCCAAGCUUUUUAUAUUUCUAAGAUGAUUUUAAUUUUGAAAAUGUAAUGAAUGGUCAUUUCCUAUCUGAUUACACUUGGAUGAGGUACAUAGGUAAAGCAGUUUUCUUUACUCAAAAACAAAACCAAGAAGCAUUUGCAGUGUGUACCAGCAUAUUGGAAUUAAUGUGCUAUAGGAAAAAUUAUAUUGUAGCCAGUAUAUUUUUAUAUGGUAUUAAAUGUGUUGUGGUUCUUUUAAUUUGUCCCAAAUUGCCUCCCAUCACCACCACUGACAAACAUAAAAACAUAUAAAUUAGGAACAGGAGUAGGCCAUUCGGCCUUUUGAGUCUGCUCCACCAUUCAACAAGAUCUGAUUGUGGCCUCAACUCCAUAUUCCAUCUAUCCCCGAUAACCUUUGACUCCCUUGUUAGUCAAUAAUCUAUCUACCUCUGCCUUAAAAUUUGUCUCCACUGCUCUCCAGGGAAAGUGUUCCAAAGAUUCAUGACCCUCUGAGAAAAAAAUUCUUUCAUCUCCAUAACCAUUACCUCACCCAAUUCUUAUAGUACUCAAAAAGUUUGAAACACAACUGAAGUUUGGAAGGGGAAAUAACCAAUAAUAGUGUGGUAUCAGAGUGCAUGUGGAUACAGUGUAAACAUGUACAUGCUAACUAUCUCAAGUUUGCAAAAAAUUUUAAUGCAAUUACCAGUGUACUUGAGGCAGAAAGUUUAGUUGUAACUUUUGUUUCUCAUGCUGUAAGAGACAAGUGACCACAAAAGAAAAUUGUACUAUGUACCUUAAAUAAAGUUUUGUUGAUCUGUA